AUGCCUAUCCCACGGUACGAGUAUAACGGCCCAAUCGAUCACACAAUACCGAUUGAUUAUGCUCAACUCAAAGGCAAAUCUGUGAUCAUCACUGGUGGUGCCAACGGCAUGGGGGAAACUUGCGUUCGCAGGUUUGCAGAAUCAGGCGCAUAUGUAACCAUUGCAGAUUUGAAUAAAUGCGGUUAUGAGCUAUCGUCUGAACUCAAUCAGAAGUAUGGUGACGAACGGACUACGUUUGUCCGAGUCGACAUCCGGGACUGGGAUCAACAAAAAAACAUGUUCGAGGCUGCCAUGGGCAAGUUCGGCGCUGUGGAUAUUGUCAUUGCGAACGCUGGUAUCAGUAGGAGCUCGGGAGAUAGUCUUUGGGCUUUGGAUGAUCCAAAUGGCGACCCAACCAAGCCGGAUCUGAACAUUGUAGAAGUCAAUCUGAGGGGCAGCUUCUACACAUGGAAGCUUGCCGUUCAUUACUGGCGAAAACAGCAAGAGAGUGAGGAUAGGGACCGAUGCUUUAUUAUUACCGGAAGUAUGGUCGCCUGGAUUGAUUCACCGGUACGUGCACUUCACGGUACCAAGUCCCGCUUGCUGAUACAGGCAAGGGGAACUGGGAGUACACGGCCACGAAGCAUGGUCUGUAUGGCUUCAUGCGCACAGCCCGUCGAUCCACGUGGGAGCAAGGCAUCCGCAUCAACUAUGUUGCACCGUCUUGGAUCAAGAGCGCGAUUCGGACAAAGGAAUAUGAGCAGUGGCUUAUCGACCGUGGUAUCGAAUUCGGGGAGCAGGACGAUGUUGCGAGUUGUAUGA
Molecule: messenger RNA, 801 nt
Organism: Plenodomus lingam JN3
Lineage: Eukaryota; Fungi; Ascomycota; Dothideomycetes; Pleosporales; Leptosphaeriaceae
Source: RefSeq, a predicted model, not a curated record